Messenger RNA from Meyerozyma guilliermondii ATCC 6260, 324 nucleotides. RefSeq lists its product as uncharacterized. The transcript has a single exon. Bases 1 to 324 code for a protein of 107 amino acids. NCBI's taxonomy places the organism in Eukaryota, Fungi, Ascomycota, Pichiomycetes, Serinales, Debaryomycetaceae. The record is from RefSeq and is a predicted model, not a curated record. Gene Ontology annotation, biological process: mitochondrial electron transport, NADH to ubiquinone.
AUGUCGGGCCCCAUCAUGCCUUUCACGGAAGCCAACUCGCGCAGAGUAGCGUCCUUGUUCAGAAAAGCAUUAAGAACUGCCUUCGACAGCUCAUUGAAGUUCGAUGCAUACAGACAAGAAACCUUGAAGAUUAGAGCUCAGUUCGAAGCCAACAAGACAGUUAAUAACCCUGAUGAAUUAGAGCAAAUCAUUCGCAAAACUGAGGUCAAAUUGGCAGAGUGGAAGCACCCUGACCCCUAUAUUCCCCCUUGCCGCCCUGGUGGAACAAAAUACCAAAGAAACAUUCCGUUGGCCAAGGAGAAGGUCGUUCCUGGAGAUUGGUGA